Molecule: messenger RNA, 294 nt
Organism: Medioppia subpectinata
Lineage: Eukaryota; Metazoa; Arthropoda; Arachnida; Sarcoptiformes; Oppiidae
Source: the annotation of a GenBank genome assembly
AUGUUUUGCAAUUACAAUCCCUUCAUUUACUGCUAUCUAAACAAUAGCUUCAAAAACGGUGCGAAAAAAUUUUAUCACUUUAUUCUGUGCCACAAACGGAGCGCUCAGGAGUUGGCCAAUGGAGGCACCGGUGGUGGCCGACAGAGUGGCCGACACGCGACCGGCGCUGUCGACAGGAGUCCCAGCAUUGGAGUCGAUAGCAAAACAAAACUCACUAAUAUUGACACAACUAAGUGCUUGAAUUGAUUAAUUCAUUUGUGAACAAUUGGAUGCCAUAUACUGUACAUUGAAUUU